Ilex paraguariensis (yerba mate) is the source of this 1158-nucleotide messenger RNA. The record is from the annotation of a GenBank genome assembly. Lineage: Eukaryota; Viridiplantae; Streptophyta; Magnoliopsida; Aquifoliales; Aquifoliaceae.
AUGGCUGAUGAUUGGGAUCUGUAUGCGGUGGUGCGAAACUGCACCGCCGCCGUCCCCACAACCACCACCAUCACCACCACCCAAAAUUCCCAAAUACCCACUAACACCGACAUGAACAAAGAAUACCCUUUUCCUGCUUUGGAUUCUUUCAACUACCAAGGUGAUGAUAACCCGUUUUAUUUUCCAAGUGUUGGAGACAACCCUUCUCAGGGAUUAGAAGAAAUCUACAAGGAAUUUUAUGUCAACAACACACAGCCUAUCACCACUCCUGGGAUCAUCUCCACCACCUCUUUUCCAGUUCUCACAGGAUUUGAAAUACCACAACAGAGUCAAUUACCAGCACAACUACAUCUACAGCUCAAAAAUCCUCCGUCUGGUUCCUCCUUUACUCUCUCGACCACCAAUUCUCAGCCAACUCGAUCACGCAGAAGGAAGAACGAGCAGAGCAAGGUGGUGUGCCGGAAAACACAAGAGGAACUCUCAGCUGAUUCUUGGGCAUGGAGGAAAUACGGUCAAAAACCCAUCAAAGGCUCUCCAUAUCCAAGAAACUACUACAGGUGUAGCACCUCGAAAGGCUGUUCGGCAAGGAAACAAGUGGAGCGAAGCCCCACGGAUCCAAACAUUUUCGUGGUCUCUUAUACAGGCGAACACACCCACCCACGUCCGACUCACAGGAGCUCUCUCGCCGGAAGUACCAGAAACAAGUUUUCCGCCGUCAACAAAUCCAACAGUGCCACUGAUAAUUCAACAGCACCACCAAACCCCAAUAUGCCCAAACGUGCUUCAUGCUCUUCUUCCUCGAGCUUUUCUCCGACGACCCCUUUAAUGGAAGGCGAGAUUGCAUUACUACGUGAUGGUACAGAAAAAGAGGCCAUAGACAUGGAAGAAGACCAUGAUGCAGAGAUGGUGGAUGAAGAAGAAGAUGAUGAUGAUAAUUUUCUCAUUCCUAACACCCACAUGACCGAAGAGAUAUUCAAAGAUUUUCAAGAACUCAAAGGAAAUAAUGUUCGUGGACUCUUCCAGCUCUACUGCAGCCAACGUCACCGCCGUAAACGGUGGCUGAGUGGCAGAAAAAGUGGGGACACUUGGACUUCUUUAAACCUUCCUUUUCAGUCGUCCAAAUGGGAUGCAAGAGGUAGGAAGCAUCUCCGGGUCUAG